CCCGCCUGGUCAAUUCCCCGGCGAAUCAUCGUCCGGCCGUUCGCAAGCGGGUGUUCCGAGAUGGAAAAACAUUCCGCCGGACACCCUGCGGUCUUUCACGACGCGCUCAUGGCAGCGCGACAGAACAUCCGAGCAGUCCAACAGUGUGAAACUGAAAAAUGUGGACAGUUUCUGGUGUCUUUCAUUGUCUUUACUAGUCUGCCAUCAUCAUGGCUGGUCCAGAGAACAUGGCAGACGGAGACUCCACGGCUGUUAAAAGACCCGCGUUGGAUGUCGAAUCACUCCAGAACAAGAAGUUUAAGACCGAGGAGCUGCCGAUAUCAGCAGCGCAACGCGCCGCAAUCGAUAACUUGUUGUUUUCCUUCAAGAAGAAAGGAGGCUUCGAUAAUAUCCGCAAAACAAUCUGGGCGGAAUUCAACGAUGGGGAGGCCAAAAAGAAAUUUACAGAUUCGCUGAUCGAGCUCGCUGAGUCUGAGAUUGAACGUGAGCCUGCGCUUUUGUCGCGGGAGCGGGGUAAAGCAGCGACCUUGAUCGAAGGUGCUGUGGACCGCAGCGAUAUCUACAAGAAUGUGGAAAGUACUAUCUACGCGCUGAUGCAGAACCAUUUGGAUUCUAUUCUUUCCUCUAUCAGGGAGAUUCGUCGCCAGGAGGUCGGGGAAGAGAUAGCGACGCAAGAGGAGAGAUCGGGCAACAAGACCGAUGAAGACUUCGCGCGCCAGGUUAAGGAGAAGCGCGAUGAGCGAGAGAAGAUUCGCCAGGAGGAGCUACGCAAGCAGAAAGAGAUAGAGGAGGAGAAAGCCAAAGCAAAGGCUGAAGAACAGCGCAAGCAACGGGAGAUCCAGCGUCGCAAGGAAGAAGAGGAAGCAGCGAAGGAGAAAGAACGUGAGGAACAGAGACGGGCGGAGCGAGAACGCAUACGGGAAGAGCGUCGUCGGCUGGAAGAUGAGAGAGAGAAGGAGCGCGAAGAGAGAUAUGAACGACGGCGGCGGGAAGAACAGGACAGAUACCGGGACCGGGACCGUGACCGUGACCGUGACCGAUCUAGAGUCUAUGACAGAGGCGUGGAUAGGUCUCCCCGUCAGCGCGACUCCAAGAAGACGCCUUCUCCCGCGCCGAAAAAGAGGACUCCGCCCCCUGUUGAUGAAAAAUCACUGGAAGAGGCCGCCUUACAGAUGCUCCUGAAGGAGGGAGAAGAACUGGCAGCGAAGUCACGGCAAAAGCCUGAGUUUGACUUUGAAGAAGCGGAGGCUAUUGAAAAUGGUCUCAAGCCAGCACCACGGCAAAAGAGUGUUGCAGAAUCGAGGUACUCCAAUACUCCCACUGGACCCCGAGAGCGAAGUUCUUCACACCACCCGGAACGUACACGGGAGCGAAAACGAGAAGGCAGCCGGAGUCGGUCACAUAUACGGCGCCCAUCUGGCUAUGAUGACGACCGUAGGCGCGAGACUAGAGAUCGCUCAAGAGCUCCGUCUAUUCGUCACGAUCGGGAUCGGGACCGGGAUCGGGACCGUGAACGCGAUGGCGAUGACAAACUCUCCAUUCGCGACUAUAGGGAUGAUAGAACCUACAGGAACAGACACCGCACCAGAAGCCGGUCCACGGUUAGAGAUCGGGAUCGAGACAGAGACAGAGACAGAGAUAGGAAUAGAGAUCGCAGCCGCGACCGAGAUAGAGACCAUGAUCGAUAUCGCCCUCGAGACCGCGAUCGCUCUCGUGACCGACGAGACAGAUCGCGUCGGCGGCGGAGCCACUAUUCACGCUCCCGGUCCCGAUCCCGAAAGCGCUCACGUUCCCGGUCUCGGUCCCGUCCAGCUCGUCGACGAUCUCGUUCCCGUCGUCGAUCUCGCUCUCGCCGGCGUUCGCCUAGUCAGCUCGAUAUCGACCGCUAUGUACCGGCGACGAGCAACAGGAGUCGAUCGCCUCGCAGACGACUGCGGUCACCGGACAGGGAUGAUCGGCCGCGGUUCGUGGAAAUUGACCGUUAUAUUCCUGGCGGUGCUUCUCUAGGCGAUCGAGACAGAGACGGCUCGAGGGAUAGAGAAAGAGAAAGAGAUCGCAACCGCGACCGCGACCGGGACCGGGAUCGCGAUAGAGACCGAAAACGCUCCCGGUCUCGAGACAGGGACGCGGACGAUAGAAGAGACCGGCGGAGGAGCCGGAGCCGGUAAAAUCCAUCCGAUUGAAUGGGAAUGUCUGCUAUGGCAGCAGACAUAUGUCAUUAUCGACCUAGCGGUCUCUGUAUAAUUAGUGGUAGUUAGAGUAAUGAUACCAAAAUUAAUGAGUAGAUCGAUGGCAAGAACAUCCUGGAACGCUCGAUAGUAUUUCUCAGGAGACUUUUUCCUCGUACUGUGUAUGUAUAAUGACAUAUCGUAAUUACCUGUUUCCCCUGAUAUUUGCAAACAUUCAAGGCAGGCAGCCAGGUACUCUUUUGAAGUUACGGAUACGAUUUAAUCUCAAU
This is a messenger RNA of Paecilomyces variotii, 2458 nucleotides long. Its product is annotated as complex proteins associated with Set1p component shg1-domain-containing protein. The coding region runs from base 210 to 2168 and encodes 652 amino acids. The record is from RefSeq and is a predicted model, not a curated record. The transcript is spliced from 2 exons. NCBI's taxonomy places the organism in Eukaryota, Fungi, Ascomycota, Eurotiomycetes, Eurotiales, Thermoascaceae.